GCUGGAUGUCCUGGCUUGACAGACUGAAAACUGGAAAAUACAGAGGGGGCACUGGUUCAGGAAGAUGCCCUCUUGCUACAGGAAUGCGCUGAACAUUGUGGUCACCACCCUUUUUGCUGCGGUGGUCCUCUUCACCAUUCUGUUGGCCUAUGUUACAGGCUACCAGUUUAUCCACACUGAGCAGCACCACCUGUCCUUUGGCCUAUAUGGUGCCUUCCUCUCCCUCCACCUCUUUCUCCAGAGCCUCUUUGCAUUCUUGGAGCAUCGGCGGAUGAGGAGUCCUGCCCGACCGCAACACCUCCGUCGUUCCGUGGCCCUCUGCAUCGCAGCUUAUCAAGAGGACCCAGACUACCUAAGGAAGUGCCUGCACAGCAUCUGCCGAAUCUCUUUUCCAGGCUUGAAGGUGGUGCUGGUUGUGGAUGGAAAUAGACCCGAGGACCGCUACAUGAUGGACAUUUUCCAUGAAGUGAUGGGAGGAGCGGACCAGGCUGGCAGCAUGGUGUGGAAGGGGAACUUUCACAGGGACGGUAGUGGAGGUGAGGGGAAAAGCACAGCGCACAUGGAAGAGAUGGCACAGGUGUCAAGGAUGGUCAGAGGUUACCGCUAUUCUUGCAUUAUGCAGGAGUGGGGAGGUAAAAGGGAGGUGAUGUACACUGCCUUCAAAGCGCUGGGGGACAGUGUGGAUUACGUGCAGGUGUGUGAUUCAGACACAGUUUUAGACCCAGCAUGUACCAUAGAAAUGCUCAAGAUCCUGGAGGAAGAUCCAAUGGUGGGAGGGGUUGGUGGAGACGUGCAGAUACUCAACAAGUACGACUCAUGGAUCUCCUUCUUAAGCAGUGUGCGCUACUGGAUGGCCUUCAACAUUGAGCGUGCGUGCCAGUCCUACUUUGGCUGUGUCCAGUGUAUCAGUGGCCCUCUCGGGAUGUACAGGAACUCCUUGCUACAGCACUUCUUGGAGCCAUGGUACCACCAGACCUUUUUAGGCUCCAAGUGCAGCUUCGGAGAUGACCGCCACCUCACCAAUCGGGUGCUUAGUUUUGGGUACAAGACAAAAUUCACAGCUCGAUCACAGUGUCAGACUGAGACACCAACCCAGUAUCUGCGUUGGCUCAACCAGCAGACUCGAUGGAGCAAGUCUUACUUUCGUGAAUGGCUCUACAAUGCCUUGUGGUUCCAUAAACACAGCCUCUGGAUGACUUAUGAAUCCAUGGUCACUGGCUUCUUCCCUUUCUUCUUGGUUGCUACAGUCAUCCAUCUCUUCUAUCGUGGACGGCUGUGGAAUAUCCUGCUCUUCUUAUUGACAGUCCAGUUGGUUGGGAUGGUGAAGGCGACCUACGCCUGUUUUUUGCGUGGCAGUCUGGUCAUGAUCUUCAUGUCACUUUACUCACUUCUCUACAUGUCCAGCCUUCUUCCUGCCAAAAUAUUUGCCUUGCUUACCAUAAACAAGGCUGGAUGGGGCACAUCAGGCCGCAGGAAGAUUGUGGUCAACUUCAUUGGAGCUGUGCCAGUUACGGUUUGGGCUAUGGUGCUGCUUGGAGGUGUGGCAUAUACAGUUUACUGUGAAACACAGGAGCCAUUCAGUGAGACUGAGAAAGCCUUAUUGAUAGCAGGGACGAUACUCUACGCCUGCUACUGGCUUAUUCUUGUGGUACUGUACUUGGCAAUUGUAGCCAAACGGUGUAAUAAGAGGGAAGAACAGUAUCAUCUGCCAUAUGAACAGGCCUAAACUGGAAAUAUUGCUUGUCUGAGUUUCACUGCAGUAUGAUACGAGCAAGGUCUCUACUCACCUUGCUGGAAAUAUAAACAUUGAACAAGCAACACACAUCUUCAUCGCUGGUGCUACAAAACUGUGAUUCUUAAAUUUGAGAAGCAUGACUCUAGUGGUGGGGACUUACAGAUCCAUACAGUUCUUCCAUUUAUCCCAUGUUUUAUGGUGCUUCACAGUGAAAACCUUAACCAAGCAGAAUAGUUCAUAAUGUUAUAAAAUAUCCAUAUACUUGCUACGAAGAACAUCAGGUAAUUGAUGGGUACAGGUUACUUUUUUUGUAAUGAAAAGUGUCAUACAGUGUUUUACAUUUACAAAAAUACAUGUGAAACUUUUAUAUUUAAGAUGUUUACUUAGAUUAGUCAGAGCACCUGAUUUGGAAAAGAGAAGGGAGGCUCAGUAGGUGUAGAGUCCAGACAGAGACAAAGCAAAUUUAAAAAAGAAAUAUGAACAUGCCAACAAAUUCCACUGAAGAUGUGUUUAACAUGGAAGAGAGGAAGAGACGAAUUUGUCCUGGCCAGUCAGCAUGAAUU
Molecule: messenger RNA, 2298 nt
Organism: Oreochromis aureus
Lineage: Eukaryota; Metazoa; Chordata; Actinopteri; Cichliformes; Cichlidae
Gene: has3
Product: hyaluronan synthase 3
Exons: 5
Coding region: 65-1726 (553 amino acids)
Biological process (GO): hyaluronan biosynthetic process; extracellular matrix assembly
Molecular function (GO): hyaluronan synthase activity
Source: RefSeq, a predicted model, not a curated record